This is a messenger RNA of Neopsephotus bourkii (Bourke's parrot), 2770 nucleotides long. RefSeq names its product olfactomedin like 2A (gene OLFML2A). The record is from RefSeq and is a predicted model, not a curated record. Gene Ontology annotation, biological process: signal transduction. The coding region runs from base 51 to 1949 and encodes 632 amino acids. The transcript is spliced from 8 exons. NCBI's taxonomy places the organism in Eukaryota, Metazoa, Chordata, Aves, Psittaciformes, Psittacidae.
GGCGGAGCGGGGCGGGACGGGCGGAGCGGGCGCUCGGUGCCGCUCUCGCCAUGCGGGUGCUGCUGCUCCCGGCGCUGCUGCUCCCGGCGCUGGCCGCCGCGCGGGGCGCCGCCACGGUGCUGGGUGAGGCAGACCAGGUCCGGAUGACCUCGGAGGGCUCCGACUGCCGCUGCAAGUGCAUCCUGCGGCCGCUCAGCAAGGACGCGUGCAGCCGCGUCCGGAACGGCAGCAUGCGCGUGGAGGACUUCUACACGGUGGAGACAGUGAGCUCGGGGGCCGACUGCAAGUGCUCCUGCACCGCCCCCCCCUCCUCCCUCAACCCCUGCGAGAACGAGUGGAAGAUGGAGAAGCUGAAGAAGCAGGCGCCCGAGCUCUUCAAGCUGCAGUCCAUGGUGGACCUGCUGGAGGGAACGCUCUACAGCAUGGACCUCAUGAAGGUGCACUCCUACAUCAACAAGGUGGUGGCUCAGAUGAACACACUGGAAGAGACCAUCAAGACCAACCUGAGCAGGGAGAACGACUUCAUGAAGGAGAGUGUCCUGCACCUCACUGACCAGAUGAAGCGCUAUGAGAACUACUCUGACAUCAUGAUCAGCAUCAAGAAGGAGAUCUCCAACCUGGGCUACCAGCUGCUGCAGAAGGAUGCUGCUGCUAUUCCUGAGAGCAAGGCACAGGACACAGCAGGAGGACGAGAGAAGGAGGCAGGACGGUUCCCCAACACCCGCAAGGCACUGGGGGACAGGGCGCCCCCCCGAGCACCCAAGGAGAAACAGCUGAAGCCCGAGAAGCCCAAAAAGGAUACCCCAAAGGCCAGGGGGGGGUCACAACCUACACCCAAGCCCAAGCCACCAGCACACCAGCAAACCGUGGUCCGAGGCAUCACUUACUACAAGGCCAAGCAGGCAGGAGCAGCGGAGGGGCCGGCCAGCAGCCGAGAGAGCCCUGCGAGGGGGAUGGCUGUGGUGGAGCAUCAGGAAGAGAAGGACCCACCAGCUGAGGGGACCCCAGCCCAAGCCAUUGCACAGGCAGAGACCACCAUGCCCAGCACCACGGCUGCACCCAGCACGGCCCUGGCCCCCCGCACCACUGCCCGCAGCCCCCCUGCCACUGCCCUGGGCCAGGGGGCUGACAGCAGUGGGGGCCCUGAAACACCAAACAGAGUGAAAGAGGUGGAGUGUGAAGGCACCAUCGAGUCGGUGGAGCCCCCCACAGAGCACCACAGCUAUGGGCGCAACGAGGGGGCCUGGAUGAAGGACCCAGCGGCCAAGGAUGACCGAAUCUACGUCACCAACUACUACUACGGCAACAGCCUGGUGGAGUUCAGGAGCCUCGACAGCUUCAAGCAGGGCCGCUGGAGCAAUCUCUACAAGCUGCCCUACAACUGGAUAGGCACUGGGCACGUGGUGUACCAGGGGGCCUUUUACUACAACCGUGCCUUCACCAAGAACAUCAUCAAGUAUGACCUGAAGGAGCGGUACGUGGCGGGCUGGGCGCAGCUCCACGAUGUGGUGUAUGAGGACACGACACCCUGGAAGUGGAGGGGCCACUCGGACAUUGACUUCGCUGUGGAUGAGAGCGGGCUCUGGGUCAUCUACCCCUCCAUGGACUACGACUACUCGCAGCAGGAGGUGAUCGUCCUGAGCCGACUCGACCCUGGGGACCUCUCUGUGCGCAGGGAAACCACCUGGAAGACAGGGCUGAAGCGCAAUGCCUAUGGGAACUGCUUCAUCAUCUGCGGCAUCCUCUAUGCUGUGGACACCUACAACCAGAAGGAAGGGCAGAUCUCCUACGCCUUUGACACGCACACGGACACGGAGGCAGAGCUCCGGCUGCCCUUCCUCAACCAGUAUGCCUUCACUACGCAGGUCGACUACAACCCCAAGGAGAAGGUGCUUUACGCCUGGGACAACGGCCAUCAGAUGACAUACGGGCUCCGCUUCGUGGUCUGAGACCCCGGCCGGGUAUGCAGAGGGUGGGCACAGGAGCGCAGCAAGAGCCCAGCUUCCAUCCCAAACCCCUCCCAUCCGCUGUGCCCAUCACCUGCACCGUGCCCGUUGCAUUGCGGGGCAGGAGAUGCAGGUCUGCGCACCCCAGCAGACACCCCCAUGACAACGUGGCCUCUGGGGCCACGGGGCUGCCCUACAGCUGGCAGCUUGGGCAGCGUUGCCUUCCCGGGGACACAGGAGAGGAGCUCAGCCCUGUGUCCCCGCAGCACCGGGAGGCAGCCAUGCCUGUGCCAGCGGCAACACGGCAGCACCCACCCCGUGCCACCGCACCAUGCACCCGCCUGCGCUGCACCCAGCCUGCUGCAGCCCGUGUUGGCUGCACACUCACCCUCACCGCCCGCUGCCAGCGGUGUGAAUGCCGUUAACCUAACCCAGUGUGGGCUGCUGGGCACUGUGCCCUGGCCUGCACUGAGCUGCCAUGGGGCAGGCAGGGCCCCCUCGCCGCCAGGGCAGGAGGAGCAGCCGCCAAUUGCUAUUUUAGGAGACGUGAUUAAGAUGCCUUUGCUUUUGCUGCUCAUUAGCUUAUUAUUUAAAUGCAUUCACCUGAGCUGUGCCGAGUCCCCUCUCUGGCAGUGGGCACAGAGCAGCCUGCCCGCAGUGCCGGGGUGCCCUGCUUGCACCCUGCCUGCACCCAGCAGCAGGCAGGGAGGAGGUAUGCUUGGCUGCUCUGUGCCUAAGGCACGGUGAGGGCUCAGGAGCGCUUGGCUUGGUUUUGGUCAUUUUAGACAUGAACAGUAUUAAAAACAUAACAGAUGUGAAACCAG